Messenger RNA from Bradysia coprophila, 1130 nucleotides. RefSeq lists its product as uncharacterized. The record is from RefSeq and is a predicted model, not a curated record. Lineage: Eukaryota; Metazoa; Arthropoda; Insecta; Diptera; Sciaridae.
UCCGUGUUAUUAAAUUGGUCUUCAUUUAUAGAAGUUGUACGUUCAUUCAUUCAUAAACUGAAAUUACAGUUACAAGUUCAAAAUAAAGGACUAUUACCCUCAUAAAUAGAAGAAAAAAAAUAUAAAACAAUCCCGUAAACAUCAUUUAUAAUUUUCUCGUUAAAAUUUAUAAUUUUCAUAAAGGGUGUUCAGUGCUUGCUUGUGCUAUUCUCGAUAAUAAUUACGAAAUAAUUAAUUAAUAGAUAACCAGCCAGACAAUUUAGCAAAAGAGAAAUACAGGAAUAAAAAAAAGACAAGAAAUUAUCUCCCCAAAAAUGUAUCUAAUUACAUUUCUAGCAAUAAUAAUCUUAAUAUCAAACAGUGCUUUUUGUUAUUUGUCUAAUGGAAAUGUGGAUGUGUCUGUGUUGCCAAGAAUGGUUAAUUUUCCACUUGACGAAACAGCAGAAUUUGAGGAAAAUGACAGAUCGGUGUAUGAUCCGGGAGUGGAGCGUAAUACUGAUCAAUCGAACGUGAAUAUACCCGAUUCACUGGAUCCGAAUUUACAAAAUUCGCAGCAAAUUUUCUCCUUUGAUAAUCGAUUAAACAGUAACAUUGAAGAAGAGGCUGUUCUAUUGAAUAAAUUGAAAGAGGACAUAAAAGAGGAAGAAGACAUUGCCGUAAAAUCAGCCCUUUUGCUGCAACUUUUAGAGAAAUCAACGAUGGGUAGUCCAUUACCACUUGUGUAUGUCGAAAAUCAGCCCACUGAAGCAAUCGAGAAUGAUACAUUAUAUCCUACAGAGAAACGGUCCGGGAGAUAUUAUCGGCGAUACCCUUGGAAGCGUCAAAAUAACAAACAUCGAGCAACUCAUUCCAGAUAUGAAGCAGAUGCCCGUUAUUUGUGUGUACCCAGUCGUGACGAGGUGUUUAAGCUACUAGUCGGCUUGCAUGAAAAUCGAAAUGGUAAUCACCAACGUACAGUUAACUUCUGCAAUCGCAAACGUCCAGCUAAGGCUAUUUUCACAAAUAUUCGGUUUUUGGGUUAGAAAAAUCUAUGGUGUUGCCGAAAAAAGACGACAAAGAACAUGAAAAGUCUGACAUUAAAGAACUUAAACAAAAACAAGAAAAAAAAAACUAUUUUAAAAGAAAGAAAA